UGGGCGGAGCCAGGAAUGCGGUAGAUGACAGCGCUAGGACACGGGAGCUGGUGACGUCACCGCCCUGCCUUCCCUUAUCUGCCUACGUCACCCGAGGAUCGUCACCUUCCUGGCUAGGGGGAGCCGAGAGCAGGAUGCAUUUGGAGUCCGUGUUAAGAUCAUCCGCACGCCAUGCCAAGCCUGCCGGACUUACACUGCAGUAUGGCACCGCGGGUUUUCGUACCAAAGCAGAACAUCUGGACCAUGUUAUGCAUCGCAUGGGCUUACUAGCUGUGCUUAGGUCAAAGAAGACUAAGUUUAUUAUCGGAGUUAUGGUGACCGCCUCUCACAACCCUGAGGAAGACAAUGGAGUGAAGCUAGUGGACCCCAUGGGAGAAAUGCUGGUUCAGGAAUGGGAGAUAUAUGCUACUAACCUGGCGAAUGCUGAGGAGCAUGAAUUGCAGACCGUGCUGACAAACAUCAUCAAACAGGAGGCCAUCAACAUGCAGGAUGAGUCCAGUGUAGCUAUUGGAAGAGACACCCGGCCAAGCAGUGAAAGCCUUUCCCUUGCAGUUAUUGAUGGGGUAACUGCUCUUGAAUCCAAAUACCAAGAUUACGGCCUAGUGACUACACCCCAGCUGCACUAUAUUGUUUGUUGCCGCAAUACAGAUGGAAGAUACGGGGAGCCGAGUGUUGAAGGAUAUUACCAGAAACUAUCAAAAGCAUUUAAUGACUUGGUCAAACAGUCUCCAGAGUGUCAAGCAGAAAAGGAGUGCUUGAGUAUAGACGGAGCUAAUGGCAUUGGAUCUCUGAAGAUAAAGGAGAUGGAGCGAUAUCUUCAGCCCAGGCUUUCCUUACAGCUGUUUAAUGAUGGUUCUAAUGGAAGACUAAACUAUAUGUGUGGAGCAGACUAUGUGAAGGUGCAGCAGAAGCCUCCUGAAGGUAUUGAUAUGAAGCCGAACGAGCGUUGCUGUUCAUUUGAUGGGGAUGCUGACCGCAUUGUUUACUACUACAAGGAUAGCGGCGAUGGCUUCCACCUUCUAGAUGGGGAUAAGAUUGCCACACUGAUAAGCACUUUUAUCAAAGAACUCUUAGUGAAGGUUGGUUUAGAGCUCAAUAUGGCAGUAGUGCAAACAGCCUAUGCAAAUGGCAGCUCCACGCGAUACUUGGAAGAAGUUAUGAAGGUUCCUGUAUACUGUGCAAAAACUGGUGUUAAGCAUCUUCAUCAUAAAGCACAAGAGUUUGAUAUUGGAGUUUACUUUGAAGCAAAUGGUCAUGGAACAGUCUUGUUUAGCAAAACAGCUGAAGAGCAGAUAAGACAGCUGACCAAAACGGGAGCCAGCGAGGAAUCGAGAAAAGCUGCUCAGAUGCUUGAAAAUGUCAUCAAUCUCAUAAAUCAGACUGUGGGAGAUGCCAUCUCUGACAUGUUGGUCAUUGAAGCCAUCCUAUCGCUUAAAGGUCUUACUAUACAGAAAUGGAAUGAAAUUUAUACUGACCUCCCAAAUCGCCAGCUGAAAGUAACGGUUGCAGAUAGAAAGGUAAUAGACACCACUGAUGCUGAGAGACGGACUGUAAAACCUCCAGGACUACAAGAGAAAAUUGAUGAUCUUGUCAAAAAAUACAAUAUGUCCAGAGCAUUUGUCCGUCCUUCAGGAACUGAGGAUGUAGUCCGUGUGUAUGCUGAGGCGGACACUCAGGAAAAUGCAGACGCUUUGGCCCAUGAGGUGUGCCUGGCAGUCUAUCACCUUGCAGGAGGAGUUGGAGAUCAACCAAAGCCUCUAAGAUGAAGUGCCAUUGAGUAGAAUGAAUGCUGUUUACAUGGAACUGGAUUUUUGUAUCACAAAAUGUAAAAGGUUUACAAUUAGGGUUAAUCUAUCAUAGAUCUAUCAGACUAUAGUGUUUUGUAAUACACUGCUUUGAAAAAUUAGAUACCAUAUGAUCUUACUUGUAAUACAUUAUUUUGCAAGUUA
Messenger RNA from Hyla sarda, 1949 nucleotides. RefSeq names its product phosphoglucomutase 3 (gene PGM3). Lineage: Eukaryota; Metazoa; Chordata; Amphibia; Anura; Hylidae. Gene Ontology annotation, biological process: carbohydrate metabolic process; UDP-N-acetylglucosamine biosynthetic process; hemopoiesis. The coding region runs from base 135 to 1766 and encodes 543 amino acids. Gene Ontology annotation, molecular function: magnesium ion binding; phosphoacetylglucosamine mutase activity. The transcript is spliced from 13 exons. The record is from RefSeq and is a predicted model, not a curated record.